CCCUUCGACGAGACAAAACUCGAGGCGUGAACGUGGCAGCCAUUUUACAUCAUCAAGAGUGAAUGACUGAAGCCGGAUCAGUGCCGGGAGUUUUACACUUUUUCUGUCUUUUAAAUAUCACAUUUAUCUUCCUAAAUAAUCAACACCAUACACGUUGGUGAUCCAGCGGCAGGUAGGGCGAAUGCUACUAUUUGGUCACGUUAUUGUUGCUUAAUUUAUUGCUAAAAAGUCUGAAUCGUGCUGUGCUGUUUCAAACAAUGUGGAAACUGGUGUUGGUUGGGAACGACUUCCCCAGACCGGCUUUUUGAAAAUGGACUCUUCCUAUAUGGCGGCACGUUGGCAAACCAGGCAUCUAGUACUCUAGACCUCUAGGCCUCGGUGAAUCUAAUUACUCAUAAAAGCUACACUUUCGUCAAUUGUUGAAGUCCUUACUUGCAAAUAUCGUAACAAUGGCCUCACUGAAAUUCCGUUCGAAUUAGCAUGCUAGCUUAAGCUAGCCUAUUUUGACAGAUCAUAGAAUUGACAUGCUCAUUGUCAUCGUGUGCUAACAGCAGCUAGCUGGUUAAAGCCUGUUAUCUUAGCACGAAAUGGCUUUCCCGCGUAACCACUGUAUCAACGGACGAACCACGUCCCUACUGUUUUACGACAGUUAAUGCAGACGCACUCAUAGAAAAUGCAUAUUAGCGCGUCAUGUUAUUGUGACGGUUCAUGGUGAACUCGAUAGCUCUAACGUUAGCUGUGCCAACUAGCCCGCUAGCUAGGUAGCUAGCUAGCCAGCCUCAACGUGUGCGAGCCAGUCCCCGCUAACGUUAAAUCUAACGUUACCACACACAUCUUUUGAAAAUAGUUUAUUCUGUUUUUUUAACGGUUCAAAUUAAAAACCCAAGAUUAAUUUGCACGAUACGGUCACGUUAGUUACUUUCAACGUUACAGUAAUGUUUUUAACCACUGAAAGCACGUGCUUGGCGAUAUUAGAUUGAUUAGCAGACGCUGCAAUGUGUCGGUUGUGUGGUAUAUUUAAGCCCAUAUUGGUUAAAGGGUAAUGUUAGCUAAGUUAUUGAGAGGCCGAAGCAGAAGAUUGCUGUCCACGUUUUGCUCAGUCCAGCGUUGGCGGAUAUAGUAGUAGCUCUCAGAGAGCGGUUUGAUUGUUGUUUGCCUCAGUAUCUGUCGACUCAAAACAAACACAAUUAUUUUUGAUUUAACUUAGUGUCACAAUAUGUGCUGCCAAAGUGUCAAGAAACAUAAAUGCUAAAGGGUGCAUACUUGGUCAGCUACCGGAAACUGGGUCUCACUCUCUGAUGGAACACGUGUAUCAGCUAUCUAGCCUGUGCUGAAGUCAGCAGUGAGAAGGUAAGUUAACAUGUAAUUUAGAGCCCAAAGCAGACAAGGCGUCUGCACCAGCAGUGACCAAGAGGACUGUGAUACAGCCCUUAACAAGUGAACUUGGCACCAUUUGCACAAACUUCUUAACCCAGAAUAAAUCGGAAUGAAAAAAAAAAAACUGCCACAUGGGCACAAACUCAGUCGUUAAACCGUUUUUACAAGAUGUCAUUGAAUAGAUUUGUGUGGGAAUUUUCGGUAUGUGGAUUGUCUGUCUUGCUUGCAAUGUUCAAAGAUCUGUCAACUGCCUAUACAGGUUUCUGGGCUUCUACCUCAUGCAAGCUGCAAGUCUUAUGUCAGGAUAGUGAAAAGUCUACCGACUGUACAGGACCACGCGACUAUAAUAACUUGUUUUGUACACAGCGACACCCCUGUUUAUUGAUAGUUUGUGCUUAUUAAUACAAAAGACACUCUGUAUCCAAGAUCAGAAAUGGUAAAAACGUUAUUUUUCCUGACAAGUUUGAGACUUUGCACUCUCCUGAACACAUCCCAAGUCUUGCCCUUGACCCAGGAUUAAUUUGGCUCAUUGCAUUUACACAGAUUUCUGGAGACAUGGCCACAGAACAUAUUAAUGGAAAUGGUCCAGAAGAACCAAUGGACACCUCUGCUGCAGUUACCCAUUCUGAGCACUUCCAGACUUUAUUAGAAGCUGGUUUACCACAGAAAGUUGCUGAAAAACUAGAUGAAAUUUACAUAGCAGGUUUGGUGUCACAUAGUGACUUAGAUGAUCGAGCAAUUGAGGCUCUGAAAGAAUUCAACGAGGAAGGUGCUCUGCAAGUCCUUUUGCAAUUUAAGGACAGCGACCUCUCACAUGUUCAGAACAAAAGUGCCUUUCUUUGUGGCGUGAUGAAGACGUACAGACAGAGAGAGAAACAAGGGACCAAAGUGUCAGACACCAAUAAAGGACCAGAUGAAGCCAAAAUCAAAGCUUUGCUGGAGAGGACUGGCUACACGCUUGAUGUAACAACAGGCCAGAGGAAGUAUGGAGGGCCCCCACCAGAGUCUGCUCACUCAGGGGCCCAGCCCACCAUCGGUACAGAGAUAUUUGUAGGCAAAAUCCCCAGAGACCUCUUUGAGGACGAGCUGGUUCCGCUGUUUGAGAAAGCCGGCCCCGUCUGGGAUCUGCGCCUGAUGAUGGAUCCUCUCAGUGGCCUGAACAGAGGAUAUGCCUUUGUCACUUUCUGCACUAAAGACGCUGCACAGCAGGCGGUCAAAUUGUGCAACAACAAUGAAAUUCGACCGGGUAAACACAUCGGCGUGUGCAUCUCUGUGGCCAAUAAUAGACUGUUUGUUGGCUCGAUCCCCAAGAGUAAAACAAAAGAGCAGAUUGUUGAAGAAUUUGCAAAAGUCACAGAGGGUCUAAAUGAUGUCAUAUUGUACCACCAGCCAGACGACAAGAAGAAGAAUCGGGGCUUUUGCUUCCUCGAGUAUGAAGACCACAAGACGGCAGCUCAGGCCCGCCGCCGACUGAUGAGCGGAAAGGUGAAGGUGUGGGGAAACGUGGUCACCGUGGAGUGGGCUGACCCAAUCGAGGACCCAGACCCCGAGGUCAUGGCCAAGGUCAAGGUGCUGUUUGUGAGGAACUUGGCAAGCACCGUUACAGAAGAGAUACUUGAAAAGUCCUUCAGUCAGUUUGGCAAGCUGGAGCGGGUGAAAAAAUUGAAAGACUAUGCCUUCAUCCACUUUGAGGAAAGAGAUGGUGCUGUGAAGGCUUUGGCUGAUCUCAACGGCAAAGACCUCGAGGGAGAGCACAUUGAAAUAGUCUUCGCCAAGCCCCCCGACCAGAAGAGGAAAGAGCGCAAAGCCCAGAGACAAGCUGCUAAAACACACAUGUAUGAUGAAUACUAUUAUUACGGGCCUCCCCACAUGCCCCCACCCACGAGAGGCAGAGGCCGAGGCGGGAGGGGAGGCUAUUCUUACCCCCCCGACUAUUAUGGCUAUGAAGACUAUUACGAUUACUAUGGAUACGACUACCACAACUACCGGGGUGGUUACGAUGACCCGUACUACGGGUAUGAUGACUUCCAGGUGUCUGGGAGAGUACGAGGAGCUAGGGGAGGAGUCCGUGGUGGUGCCAGUCAGACCAGGGGCCGCGGUGGCGUCUCACCGAGGGGCCGAGUGGGCUUCUCCCAGCGAGGAGCCCCUGGAACAAGCAGAGCAGGGAAACGGGGCCGAGGGCGUUCCUGACCUGUCACCGUUGCUACUGACUUGAUGUGUGGGCUUACACCGUUGGCUGCAAUGGAUGUUGACACAAGAAAAGAGCACGGCAAAAAGGUCCAAUGAUAUUCCAGCCUUACAGAAGAAGCAUCUCCCCUCCCCCAUGUUUUUUUUAUUUUCAUUUGUUUCUAAACUGCCACCUUAAAAAGAUGACUGGGGGAUUCUAAAUACUCUCCACAACCUCUUUGCCCCAAGCCCUUGUACCCAGCCCUAGUUUACAGGGCACUAUGUAUUGCCCUUACAAUCUACCCCCUUCCCUGUCCCUGAACAUGCCAUUUUUAAAUAAUUAUUGAAGAAAUUGCACUUUUUUAAGUUCUUGGGUUUGAAGUGGCUCAAAGGAGCUUGAUGCUAUUGUAUAUUUUUGUGCUAAUCGCAAUUUUUACUGUCGGAAUAUCCAUGUUCUUAAUCGUUUGAUCUGGAUGUUUGACAGAGAACAUUUGCAGGUUUUUAGGGUGUACCCACCUGGCAUGGAUAAGUCAGGCAUUCCAGGAAAGUGGUUCUUUUCAGAACUUGUCUUUAAAGGGUUGGUUGACUACCUCAGUACAGAGGACUAAACUACCCGGCCUGUACUGUAAAUAGGGAAACUAUAUUGAUGAAAGCAGGGCUUGUUUUCAUACAAAAUAUGCACAAGAGCUGGAGCGCAAAAACAAUGUACUUAAUGUAAUAUAGUCAUUUUAGCUGCAGCUCUGACACUGCAAACAGUCAAACUGGGCAUGCAAAACAAUCUCAUGUGAUGAGUCUGAACAAGCCCUGCUUUUAUCCUAUUUUGAACUGAAUUAGCCGCCUUGCUUCUUCAGAGUAUGUAGUUACUGGUUGUAUAGUUUUUCGGAUAAAAUGUUACUUUUGUAAAGGCUUCAACAUCACAGGCAUCCAACUGCCUUUGAUUUAAAAAACAAAAAAAAAAAAAAAAAAAUUAAUACAAAAAUAAAGCCCUGCAGUGUCCCUUUUGUGCCACUGUAUUAUUCCAGUGGGUUGGUUUUAUAUUGAUGCCAAUGGAUUUUCAAACGACGUCAAAAUCAUGUAAAACAACCUAAUCCAGUUUGUCAUCAUAUAAGAUCAUGUUAAUCUUGAAUGAUCCCUUUCCAGCUCCAAGACAGGAACUUUGUAAAAGAUAUUUCGGGUUAACCUUGAUGGAUGACUGAAUUGCCAUAUUGCCCCGUCAGUGAGCAUGUGUGCCUGUCGUAGGCUGGUGAGGGAUCAUAGACACACAGUGGUAGAAGGGAUACUGCAGUGAAGGAUUUCUACUUCCCGGGUAUAGCAAAAAGGAAACUGCUCUUCAAUCCCAGUUUUCUACAGUUAACUCCCUCAAUAAAAUCAUAACAACCACCUUUUGAAAAAAAAAGAUGUUAGCAGUUUUAAACUAUUGUUGGUGGCCAACAACGUUUUUUGCAUUCCUGCAAAUAAAUUGUUUUAUACUGUAAAAUGGAGGUGAGUGUAACUUAUUUUUGUAAUAAAGUUUUUGAUUUCUA
Anarrhichthys ocellatus (wolf-eel) is the source of this 5066-nucleotide messenger RNA. Its product is annotated as heterogeneous nuclear ribonucleoprotein Q. NCBI's taxonomy places the organism in Eukaryota, Metazoa, Chordata, Actinopteri, Perciformes, Anarhichadidae. The record is from RefSeq and is a predicted model, not a curated record. The transcript is spliced from 11 exons. The coding region runs from base 1933 to 3567 and encodes 544 amino acids. Gene Ontology annotation, molecular function: RNA binding.